AUGAUGGCCGCCUGGGUGCAGUUUGGCAACAUCAUCUGCGGCGAUGAUCUAUCCGGGCUGUGUUCGUCCGCAAUCACGCAACUCAGCUUUACGAACCCGGCCAUCCGAGAAGCCAUGUUAGCUGUUGGAUGUCUAAAAAUGGCCCUAGAUGAGAGACACGCUCUGUUGCUUGGCAGCAGAGCUGCCGGGACGCCUGCUUAUGAUGAGGCUAUUAGCAGGUACAUCGUUGCAUUACGCAACGUUGUCAGCUCCUCCUUGAACAGAACGACGAUACGCACAGUGCUACUGUGUUGUGUCCUUUUCAUAUGCUUUGAUAUUCUCGACGGUAACCGCCAUGCAGUACAUAAUCACAUCUUCCAUGGCCUUCGCAUACUUCAGCAAUUCCUUCACUCGCUAUGUCCGCAGGCUGAACUUGCUGCUUGCUCGGACUCACCAGACCCUUUUGCGGUCGAUGGCCUGAUCAUACAAAUCUUCCAACGGCUAACUAUGAUUUCCCACUCCCAUCUCGCCCUACAGGCUCAGUCGCUGUGGCAAGCUACCUCAAGUCCUCGCCCCACGCCCAAGUUACCUGUGGGUUGGAUACCAGAGUCCUUCAAGAGCCUUAUGGACGCGGCGCGAUGGCUGGACACAAUCUACAAGGGUCUCCUGGAUGCCACACGCGCCUACCGAGGUGAUGUCUCAGGAUUUGCCACAGACGAAGCUUGGCUGAACUUGAGAGCUGGUCUGCUGGUUCUCCUCCAUGCAUGGGAAAACGCAUUUGAGCGCACAUCACAGGACGCGCGCAAGCGAUACCACGACAAUUCUAGGUGUUUCUCGCAUGCCUUGCUGCUCCGAAUGCAGUGGAUAGUGGCCUACACAAGCGUCAAAGCCUCGCAGUGUACCGACUAUGAAGGUCUCGUGAAUGUAGAGUCCUAUUUCGAAGAGAUUAUAAUACUGCCCGGUGUUUGCAUUAUUCUUGUGCGGAUACAAGUGCCGAAAUCCUGA
Fusarium poae is the source of this 984-nucleotide messenger RNA. RefSeq lists its product as uncharacterized. The transcript is spliced from 4 exons. The record is from RefSeq and is a predicted model, not a curated record. NCBI's taxonomy places the organism in Eukaryota, Fungi, Ascomycota, Sordariomycetes, Hypocreales, Nectriaceae. The coding region runs from base 1 to 984 and encodes 327 amino acids.